This is a messenger RNA of Elaeis guineensis (African oil palm), 1177 nucleotides long. Its product is annotated as peroxidase RIP1. Gene Ontology annotation, molecular function: heme binding; peroxidase activity. The record is from RefSeq and is a predicted model, not a curated record. Gene Ontology annotation, biological process: hydrogen peroxide catabolic process; response to oxidative stress. Lineage: Eukaryota; Viridiplantae; Streptophyta; Magnoliopsida; Arecales; Arecaceae.
AUCAUCAGAAAAGAGCUGGGUGUCUCUCCAUGGCUGCUGCCCAAUUGUUCUUCACAUACUUUGCUAUGAUCUUGGCCAUCAUGCUGCCUGCAUUUGGGGAGCUGUCACCAGACUUUUACGAGGAGGUUUGCCCGCUGGCAUUACCCACAAUCAAACUAAUAGUUCAGCAGGCGAUUGCUUUUGAGUCUCGGAUGGGUGCGUCAUUGAUCCGGUUACACUUCCAUGACUGCUUUGUUAAUGGUUGUGAUGGAUCAAUUUUGUUGGAUGAUACCCCAUCUUUGACUGGCGAGAAGACGGCGGUGCCGAAUAAUGACUCCCUUAGGGGCUUUGACGUGGUCGAUCGAAUUAAAUCUGCUGUCAAUUUGGCAUGUUUAGGAAAUGUGGUCUCAUGUGCUGAUAUCCUGGCGGUCGCUGCUCGAGACUCAGUUGUUGCUCUUGGAGGAAGCUCCUAUGAUGUGCUCCUAGGCCGAAGGGACGCGACGACGGCGAGCAGGGACGCAGCGAAUGCCAACAUCCCUGCCCCAUUCUUGGAUCUUCCAGACCUCAUCGCCAACUUCAAGUCCCACGGUCUGGGCCUCGAGGACCUUGUGGUCCUCUCCGGUGCACACACCCUCGGCUUCUCUCGAUGCGUUGUCUACCGAAACAGAAUCUACAAUGAGACAUCCACCAUCGAUGGUGACUUCGCCGCUUCCCUCCGGGCCGUGUGUCCACCGUCAGGGGAUGACGACAGCCUCUCACCGCUUGAUGAGUCUCCGGCGAGCUUCGACACGGCCUACUACCAGGAUCUAGUGGAGAGAAAGGGACUGUUGCACUCGGACCAGCAGUUGUUUAAGGGGGACGGGAGCUUGGCUGAUGAGCUGGUGCAGAAGUAUAGUGAGAACCUUGAUGCCUUCUGGGCUGCAUUUGGGGUGGCUAUGAUUAAGCUGGGGAACAUGAGCCCCCUGACAGGGAGUGAUGGGGAGAUCCGUGAGAAUUGUCGAGCUGUGAAUUCGGACUAGAAGAAGAGUUUGGUUGGGGGCCUGGAUUGGGGGGUUCUGUAUGUGGGGUGUUCACAAGAUGGCUUCUUGUGUGUAGCAUUACGUAUGCUUUGGGCAAAAGCUUUCGUGCAUGCAUUACUUUGGCAACUGAGAAAAAUAAAUAACAGAAAUUCUUUGUACGCCGUGGGCGGCAUAAAAAA